Messenger RNA from Glycine soja, 1631 nucleotides. Its product is annotated as diacylglycerol O-acyltransferase 3-like. The record is from RefSeq and is a predicted model, not a curated record. The transcript is spliced from 2 exons. Bases 411 to 1427 code for a protein of 338 amino acids. NCBI's taxonomy places the organism in Eukaryota, Viridiplantae, Streptophyta, Magnoliopsida, Fabales, Fabaceae.
UUCAACUGGCAGAUAAGAUAAUGAUUAUCAACAGAGAUCAAAUUAGAAAGGCCCUCUGGCACAUAUGAGAGAGAGGGGACGCACCGUUCUAUCGAGCACGUGUCUCAUUCAGCGGUGACGAGUCAGCAAAAUCCCUAGCACGUGUCGCCACUCUGUUUGCAUCUCCACCGCAGGAUGGAUAGUGGGUUCAUCAAACGGCAGAUAUCAAACCAAUUCGUACGCAGGACAGAAGAAAAAGCGUGGGAAACCAUAACGGUCACGCGCCAAAGGAAAGUGCGCGCCACGUCAUCAAAGGCCAAUAAGAGACGCGAUUGAUUAUAGAAAGAGCAAUCCUUGGAUUGGAAUUGGAUAAUAGCCACCAACCAGAAUCAAAAUAAGAAAAACAGAGUAAUUUUGCAUCGUCGUCACACAUGGAGAUCUCCGGCACCGUUCUCCGUCAGGUCAGCUACGUCUCCGGCUAUGGGACCCACACGCGGUCCCGCGGCCUGGCUCCUCGUUUUGGGGUGAGGAUGGGGAUGGGUUCUGGUUUCUGUGACGAGGGGCAUUUGCGGUAUUACCAGGACACCAAAAAGGUUCUCACCCCAAAGAAGAAGUUGAAGCUGCUCAAGGGUUUCUCCAAAUUAGGGCUUGCAUCGGAUCCCGAGAAACUCGCCAUGUUCUAUGAUCUUCAACAAAACCUCACCUCGGAUGCUGGAGAUGUAUUACUGAGAGAGUUAGAAGCAGCAAGAGCAAAGGAGAAGGAAGUGAAGAAGAAAAGGAAACAAGAGAAGAAGGCCAAACUCAAAGCUGCCAAGAUGAAUUGUGAAUCUUCUUCAUCUUCAUCGUCCGAAUCAAGUGACAGCGAUUGUGGUUGUGAUCAAGUGGUUGACAUGAACACCUUCAGAGCUGGUGUUGGUGUUGGUGUUGGUGUUGGUGUUGGUGUUGUUGCCCCUGCACCUGUCGAGGAAUCCCCACUGCCCAAGACCGCCCCCAUUGUUGAGGAUGCGAAUGCGCAUUGCGUUGCCAUGGAACUGUGUUCUAAGAAUGAUAUAUAUGUUAGCAGUGCUAGUAAUGGUUUUAAGAACGAGAGUGCUGUAGUUACCUCUGCUCCUCAGAAGAGGAUUGAGGUAUGCAUGGGGAACAAGUGCAAAAGAUCAGGGGCUGCUGCAUUGAUGCAAGAGUUUGAGAAAGUGGUGGGUGUUGAAGGUGUAGCUGUUGUUGCAUGCAAGUGCAUGGGCAAGUGCAAAACUGCUCCUAAUGUUAAAGUUCAGAAUUCUGUUGAUCAUAAUAGCCUGGCUCAGGGACUUGAUGAUUCUGUUAAGAUUCCUGCUAACCCUCUAUGCAUUGGGGUUGGCUUGGAGGAUGUGGAUGCCAUCGUGGCUAGAUAUUUUUGGGAGAGUCACACAGAUAUAGGCAUGGCAGGUGCAGGUGCAGCUACAGCUACUUGAUGUUGUGGGAAUGGCUAGUGUGUUAUUUGUAAUUAUAUAUAUACGUAGCCAGGAUGCCGAGGAAACAUUAUUGACAAUGGUUUUUUUUAGUUGUUCAUAUUGUAUAAUAUAAAUUAGUUAUGAAGUUUCUUUUCCUUGUUUAUUGGGAAUGCCAUUCCAUUGUUUCACUCUUAUACAAUAAUUGGCUGCAAUUAGCCGUUGUCA